UUCCUGCUGAACCCGGCUGCUCUCUCCAAAGAUCACAUGGUCCAGUUUCGCUUCUUGGGUAUCCUGAUGGCGGUGGCCAUCCGCACGAAGAAACCUCUAGACCUGCAUCUUGCGCCGUGGGUGUGGAAGCAGCUCUGCUCCAUGCCACUGGGAGAGCCCGACCUAGAGGAGGUGGACCUCCUCACCUUCCGCACCUUACAAGGCAUUCUGCACUUGGAAAACAGCGGCAUCACAGAGGAGAAUUUCCAUGUGAUGAUUCCACUGGAUUCGUUCGUGGCCCACAGUGCAGACGGAAGGCUGGUGCCGGUGGUUCCCGGAGGCCAAAACAUUUCCCUUAACUUUUCCAACCGCACGGAGUAUGUGGAGAGAGCGUUGCAGUACAGACUUCAUGAAAUGGACUCUCAGGUGGCAUCGGUCAGAGAGGGCAUGUCGGCCAUCAUCCCCGUUCCGCUCCUCUCACUGCUGACCGCCCAGCAGCUGGAGCAGCUUGUGUGUGGCUUGCCCGAGGUGUCGGUGGAGACGCUGAAGAAGCUGGUGCGCUACCGUGACAUCGCGGAGAGCCACCAGCUAGUGGCCUGGUUCUGGCAGAGCUUGGAGGAGUUUACCAACGAGGAGCGCGUGCUCUUCCUUCGCUUCGUCUCCGGCAGGUCCCGGCUGCCGUCCAACCCGGCCGACAUGACGCAGAAGUUCCAGAUCAUCAAGGUGGACCGGGUGAGUUUGGGCUGAAAGAUGCCUGAUGCC
Messenger RNA from Hippocampus comes (tiger tail seahorse), 741 nucleotides. Its product is annotated as probable E3 ubiquitin-protein ligase HERC1. The transcript is spliced from 3 exons. The coding region runs from base 37 to 726 and encodes 229 amino acids. Gene Ontology annotation, molecular function: ubiquitin-protein transferase activity. The record is from RefSeq and is a predicted model, not a curated record. Lineage: Eukaryota; Metazoa; Chordata; Actinopteri; Syngnathiformes; Syngnathidae.